Messenger RNA from Myzus persicae (green peach aphid), 738 nucleotides. Its product is annotated as gastrula zinc finger protein XlCGF49.1-like. Lineage: Eukaryota; Metazoa; Arthropoda; Insecta; Hemiptera; Aphididae. The transcript has 3 exons. Gene Ontology annotation, biological process: regulation of transcription by RNA polymerase II. Bases 1 to 738 code for a protein of 245 amino acids. The record is from RefSeq and is a predicted model, not a curated record. Gene Ontology annotation, molecular function: DNA-binding transcription factor activity, RNA polymerase II-specific; RNA polymerase II cis-regulatory region sequence-specific DNA binding.
AUGGUGAUCAAGAACUUCAUGGAAAUAUGGAAGAGGAUAUUAUUGAUGAUCAAAACUAUAGUUGAAUUAGUAAAAGUAAAUUUUAUUGACGGAUCGGAAAUUAAAGGAACAGUCUCCAACGAUAGCAAGUCUUCAGGAUUACUGCUGACUCGUAUGAAGACAUAUAACUGCUUAAGGGAAAAUCCAUUGAUCCAUAACUGUAAUAAAAACAUUUCUACAACAUCCAAUGUAACUGUUACAAAGAAACACAACACAAAAAAAGAGCACAAAUGUAAUGUCUGUGAUAAACUGUUUCCUUAUCCAUCAAAAUUAAUUAGACAUACAAGGAUGCAUACUGGAGAAAAGCCGUAUACAUGUGCUAUCUGUUGUAACCGGUUUUCUCAGAAAUCAAGUUUAACCAAACAUUCGAGGAUACAUACUGGUGAAAAGCCGUAUGCAUGUGCUUUCUGUCAUAAACGGUUUUCUACUACAACUUACUUAAAAAUACAUAUAAGGAUACAUACAGGUGAAAAGCCGUAUGUAUGUGAUAUUUGUUAUAAACAGUUUAAUCACAAAUCAAAUUUAAGACGCCACACAAGAAAACAUACUGGAGAAGAACCUGGUAUGGAUGUGGUAAAAGACAUUAAAACAUUUAUAGAGAAUCUUAAAAAGUUUGAAGCUAUAAAUCUAUGUUAUAGUGGUUCUGAAGCUAGCAAGCCUAUCCAUAUCUUUAUUAUCUAUGUUAGAGACUGUCUAUAA